Messenger RNA from Sipha flava (yellow sugarcane aphid), 185 nucleotides. RefSeq lists its product as uncharacterized. The record is from RefSeq and is a predicted model, not a curated record. The transcript is spliced from 3 exons. NCBI's taxonomy places the organism in Eukaryota, Metazoa, Arthropoda, Insecta, Hemiptera, Aphididae.
AUGGUGGUCCAUAAUAUUUAAGAAGGACAGGAGGUAGAGUUAAAACCCGGUUCAGAAUAUCUCGACUGGCUUUAGAAACUUAAUACAUUUAAAGCGCAAUACUGGCUUAGAAUACAAAAAUUAAGAAUAAGAAAAAAUAACUUUUUGAAUAAGUUAAAAAAGUUUUAGAUUAUGUAUAUGUAUAA